Nerophis lumbriciformis (worm pipefish) is the source of this 3387-nucleotide messenger RNA. It is a transcript of the gene celf1, whose product is annotated as cugbp, Elav-like family member 1. Gene Ontology annotation, cellular component: ribonucleoprotein complex. Gene Ontology annotation, molecular function: RNA binding. NCBI's taxonomy places the organism in Eukaryota, Metazoa, Chordata, Actinopteri, Syngnathiformes, Syngnathidae. The record is from RefSeq and is a predicted model, not a curated record.
CCUGUUUCCGCCGUCGUCCUGCAGUGGUCGUCGCAGAAGUUGAAGCUGAAAGGCCCGUUGCUUUUUUAGCCGCCUCCCAGCUCGUCCUCUUCUGUAUCGUAGUAAAGUUGUUUCCUCGGCCACCUGUUCUCACGUUGGUCUUUUGGUUGGACGGGGUCCUCCAUGUGGAUUGAUUUGUUGUUUACCUGUUUUGUCGCCAAGGACCUGGCAAUCAGCACGUAACCCUGGACGUGACUUCCUCUUGUUUCUUGUCUGAAAGUGGAACGGGUUUGCCAUCAUGUCCUCUUUUAAACUGGAUUUUCUCCCUGAGAUGAUGGUGGAUCAUUGCUCUUUGAAUUCUAGUCCUGUCGGCAAGAAAAUGAACGGGUCUCUGGACCACCCCGACCAACCAGAUGUGGACGCCAUCAAGAUGUUCGUGGGCCAGAUUCCACGUUCUUGGUCCGAGGAGCAGCUACGCGAGCUCUUCGAGCCUUUCGGCGCCGUCUACGAGAUCAACGUUCUGAGGGACCGCAGCCAGAACCCGCCACAGAGCAAAGGAUGCUGUUUCAUCACAUACUACACCCGCAAGUCUGCCUUGGAAGCACAGAACGCUCUUCACAACAUGAAGAUUCUUCCAGGGAUGCACCACCCGAUUCAGAUGAAACCGGCUGACAGCGAGAAAAACAACGCUGUGGAAGACAGGAAGUUGUUCAUUGGAAUGAUCUCCAAGAAGUGUAACGAGAACGACAUGCGCUUGAUGUUCUCGCCGUAUGGACAGAUUGAGGAGUGUCGGAUACUGCGAGGCCCUGAUGGACUCAGCCGAGGUUGUGCGUUUGUGACUUUCACAGCCAGACAGAUGGCCCAGUCCGCCAUCAAGUCCAUGCACCAGUCCCAGACCAUGGAGGGCUGCUCCUCGCCCGUCGUGGUCAAGUUUGCCGACACUCAGAAGGACAAAGAGCAAAAGCGCAUUACGAUGCAGCUGCAGCAGCAGAUGCAGCAACUCAGCGCCGCGUCCAUGUGGGGCAACCUCACCGGCCUUGGCAGUCUGGGGCCUCAGUACCUUGCACUUUACCUACAGCUGCUGCAGCAGUCCGCCUCCACAGGGAACACACUCAGCAACCUGCACCCCGUUUCAGGUCUUAACGCCAUGCAGAACCUUGCUGCCUUGGCAGCAGCAACUGCCACGCAGGCCUCAGCCACUGGCUCCAGUGCCAUGACAACAUCAAGUAGCCCACUAAGUGCUCUAACAAGCUCAGGCUCCUCCCCCACCUCCAGCAACACCUCCUCAGUCAACCCCAUCGCCUCUCUGGGAACGCUGCAGUCUCUGGCUGCCAGCACUGGAGCUGGUCUCAACAUGAGCUCUCUAGCAGCAGGCAUGGCGGCUCUGAAUGGCAGUCUGGGCUCUGCAGGGUUGUCUAACGGCUCAGGAAGUACCAUGGAGGCGCUGAGCCAGGCCUACUCUGGCAUCCAGCAGUACGCCGCCGCCGCUGCCCUGCCAAGCCUCUACAAUCAGAGCCUGCUGUCCCAACAGAGCGUCUCGGCCGCAGGAAGCCAAAAGGAAGGUCCAGAAGGUGCCAACUUGUUCAUUUACCAUCUUCCUCAAGAGUUUGGAGACCAGGACCUGCUGCAGAUGUUCAUGCCCUUUGGAAAUGUAAUCUCUGCCAAGGUCUUCAUUGACAAGCAGACCAACCUCAGCAAGUGUUUCGGUUUCGUGAGCUACGACAACCCGGUGUCGUCGCAGGCCGCCAUCCAGUCCAUGAACGGUUUCCAGAUCGGCAUGAAGCGGCUGAAGGUGCAGCUGAAGCGCUCCAAGAACGACAGCAAGCCGUACUGAAGCCAGGCGUAGUUAGGAUAGAAGCUUCUCUGGUAAGUGGAGUCAGAAACGUGCAUUAUGGGACAACCCCCUCACCCCGGCGCGUGCACAUGUGCGGCGUGCACAGCUGAGGCUACAGACUGGAUUCUUCCCGUGUUGUUGUGGUUCCUGCACUUUGUUUCCCGCGAUCACGGACGACAAACUGGCGUGUUUUCAUUGAACUUGUUUGCUGUGCUACCUUUCCACAUUUAUGACUUUGAUUGUUAAGACGUCUUGCACUUUGACAGUGUGGUGCCCCAAAUCUUCGUUUCCUUUUUUCUAAACUUUCACUUUCACGUCAGCCCCCCAGCGAACACAUAGACACACUUACCCUCGAGCACACUCAUUUUAUACUCGGUGUUACACCGGCUCACCUGAAGAGGGAGCUCCAUCACAGCAAAUGUCCUCCAUGUUUUCACAACAGAAGCCUCUAUUUAAACGCCUCAAAGCUGUCAAUCCUGCAAAUGCUCUACUUCAUCUUUUUCUUUAAAGUUCUCAAUUCAGUCUCACAUUCAGUCAAUCAUCGUACUUUCGUUUUAGUGACCCGGCUAGCGGAGACACUUCCACAAACGUCCCUCGGCGCGCUAGCAAGCAGGCUAUCGUCUUUCUCUGUUGACGUCACAUGACUCCACACCAAAACCUGCUAGUUGCUCUAAGGAAUCCAUUUUUUUCUGUGAGUUUUUUCGUGUCUUAGUUGGACGUGAGGCAGUGAGAUGUACAUUGAAGGCUCUGCCUCUUCUAUUUUUAUAAAAGGUUUUAUACUUCUCCUGUGUGCUGGGGAACUAUUUAUUGCCUAAAUUAUUUAUCUGGUGUAUUUUACGAACACAAAUGUGUCGAACAACUCAAAUGGAUUUCCCGGUGUGUGCGUGUAUGUUGCUGUGAUCCAGUCACGUUAACUGUCGCACACACUCAGCAGUCCAUCCUCUAAUGCUGAUGUGAGUCAUAUUAAUAGUUACUAUUAGUCACAUUAUUCUAUUAAAGUCAACUCCAUUCAACAAUUCUGUGUUGCAGUUGACCUUUUUAGUCUCUCCUUGUCACUCUUAGGUUUGAACCCUAAAAGAUUGAGUACAAUUGUCAUUGGCAGGGAAAGAGUUAAACAGGAGUCAUGUGAUUCUCAUUGGCCACCCAGGUGUGCCCAUUAGUAAGCCACACGCGGUCACGGUUAGGAAACAAGCGGGCGCCGCACGGGGAUGACAUUAUUUCUCGCUCUUUGGGCUUAAUAGCCGCGGUUUGUCUGCUGUGUUGUUCCUACAUCACUUCCUGUGCGGGACACGUCCUCACAUAUGUUUGGAGAGACAUUUUUAUUUUUUGUGCAACUAAAGCAAAAAUGGUUUUGCUACCAAAAAAUAUUUGGUAUAUUGAAAUAAUAACAAUAUAUACAUAACCAAAAAGUUUUUGGGUGCAAUUUAUAUAUUUAACAAAAACAUGUUUGGGUUACAAUUUUUUUUGUGGGAAAAACUUCCGUAAAAAAUAUUUUUGGGUUGCAAAUGUUGUUGUUUUUUAGCUGCAAAUAAUUUUUGGGGUUGCAAAUAUUUUUUGGGGGGUAAACAUAUUUU